AUGGCUACUCAUACUGAUUUCAUCAAGGAUAUAACAAUUUCGAAAAUACAAUGGAAGUUGAAAGUUCGGGUUGUUCGUCUGUGGGAAGUCCCGGAUCGUUACAAUUCAGACACUACUUUCUCCAUUAAAUUGGUUUUACAAGAUGAAAAGGGCGAUCAGAUACAAGCUUCUAUUGGCAAGUCAGUGCUGCAUCUUUUCAAAACACAACUUAAUGAGCUUGGAUUAUAUGUUAUGGCGAACUUUAUCGUUUGUCAAAAUAAAGAGAAGUUCAAAACCACAAAACAUAACUUAAGGCUCACAUUUACUCAACGGACAACAGUGGCUGAAACAUCUGAUCCACUUUUCCCAAUGAAUAUCUUUGAUCUACGGCCAUAUGAUCAAUUGAUAAAUAAGGUUGACGUGGACGUUACUGAAUUAUUCGAUGUGAUGGGAGAAAUCGUCGAUUUUAGUGAGGUAAAAAUGCACAUACAAGCUGGAGUUUCUAGGAAGUUUAUGAAUGUCAAACUAGAAGAUGACGAGUAA
Messenger RNA from Nicotiana tabacum (common tobacco), 522 nucleotides. RefSeq lists its product as uncharacterized. The record is from RefSeq and is a predicted model, not a curated record. NCBI's taxonomy places the organism in Eukaryota, Viridiplantae, Streptophyta, Magnoliopsida, Solanales, Solanaceae.